This is a messenger RNA of Juglans microcarpa x Juglans regia, 1912 nucleotides long. Its product is annotated as F-box protein SKIP16-like. The transcript has 5 exons. Gene Ontology annotation, molecular function: protein binding. NCBI's taxonomy places the organism in Eukaryota, Viridiplantae, Streptophyta, Magnoliopsida, Fagales, Juglandaceae. The record is from RefSeq and is a predicted model, not a curated record. The coding region runs from base 358 to 1686 and encodes 442 amino acids.
AUUCUAUCUAUAACGCGUCUUUUGUGCUUGAACACACCUCGGAAUAGGGCGAGAUCUUUUAUGUGAAUGUCACAACCCGUAAUAAGUGUACGGCCUUAGCUCGGAAUGGCCAAAGCUCUGGUAUUGAUUCGAAUCAUUGAGCAAGUCGACUCGAUUCAGCUAGCUCAAGCUGGGAGGCUAAGCUCGGCUAGGCUAGGCUAGGCUAGGCUAGGCUCGGCUCGCCCUUCCUCCGGAUAACGACCAAGGUAUAUUCGGUGUUCCUAGCAAUAGCAGUCCGUAGCGAUCUAUUCUUACCAAAACGAGCGACAAAUAGAGAGACUCGAGUUUUGUGGGAGAGAGAGAAAGAGGGAGAGACAGAUGGAUUUGGAGGCAGUGGGAGACCUGGCCUUGCACAUUAUCCUGUCGAAGUUAGGUGCCAAAUACACUGCCGUAACGGCUUGCGUCAGCAAGAAGCUGAGGUCUUUUGCCUCGGAGGAUUCCCUUUGGUUCAAGUUCUGCUCCCAAGAUAUUGAUCUCAAUCAGCCUAUUGACCCUCUCGGAAACCCUACCCCUUCUUUCAAGGCGUCUUAUCAAAUAUGGCGGGAAGCUUUCAGUAUGUAUCCUUGGCUGCUGGUCAUACGAGUUAAAAGAUGUUGGGGGAGACUUAACAACUGGUUAGACAUUAAUUUUCCAGAGGCUAAGGCUACACUUCGCACGGGUGUAUCGGAAGCUGAUAUUCAGGAGUUUGAGAGGAUCUUGAAAGUAAAAUUGCCUCUUCCCACAAGGAUCCUUUAUCGUUUUUGUGAUGGCCAAGAAUUUACUUCCAGAUCUAUGGUAAGUGCACAUGGAAGUUCAUUGGGCCUCAUAGGUGGCUAUUCUUUUUAUCACCACAUUAUAAAUGUGUAUUUGUUACCUUUAAAUGAGGUGAUUUCCAAUACAAAGGUAAUUUUGCGUCACCCAAGUUUCUCCAGCAGAUCAAAGUAUAUUGUUGUGGCUGCUUCUUCCACAUAUGUUGAAAAGUUCUUUUUCCUCAACUGUACCACUGGUCAACUCCAUGUUGGUACUGAAAAUCUUCCAAUUGAUGGAGAAAUGCUUCCAUGCGUGCCAAAUGCACUGAUAAAUUCAGUGCACGAUUUCAAUGAUGAUCAACAGCAGGAUGCUAUGCUGUUAUGGUUAGAAGAACAUGGUCGUCGCUUAGAAAAUGGUGUCAUUAAACUCCAUGAAGAGGGUGGUAUCAGAAGCAUCAGUUUGUUUCCAGAGGAACCUCCAUUCUGUUCCACUGCUGUAACCAAUGGGGUUAAAGUUCGUGCAUCUGCUGUGUUUAUUCCGGAGUUAACUGAUCUUCAAAUUGAUCAUCAGAAUUAUGCAUUUUCUUAUUCAAUCCGCAUGUCUCUUCUGCCCGAAGGAUGCAUCAUUCAUGGAGUACCCUUUAGUUCAUGUCAACUGCAUCGGAGGCACUGGAUCAUCCGUGCUAAUGACCAUAUAGUAUCUGAUGUUAAUGCUGAAGCAGUAAUAGGAAAGUUUCCACUUUUGCUUCCAGGUGCGAAAGAAUUUGUUUAUGAGAGUUGUGCACCUCUACCGACUUCUUCGGGUUCCAUAGAGGGCUCUUUCACAUUUGUCCCUGGCAGAUUAACUGACCCAAAAGGUGCUCCAUUUGAAGCUGAAGUGGCAAGGGUUCCUCUCCAGUUGCCAGACUACAUUUUCUGAGUGGCAAAUCCAUCUCAAUAAUGUAUAAAGUUUUCUUUGUCGAUAGCUGUGUCGAAAUUUUUUGCAUUUCUUGGAUGUUGCCUGUAAUAUAGUGUCGUGAUUUCCCCGACUAUAUUUCAAAGCUCAUAAAUCCGGUGCGAGUAACCCAUGUUCCGACCAAACAUGAAUCUACCAAACUUCGGCCUAGCUUGUCUCAACGCAAUACAAGAUAUUGUCUUUUAUUUCA